GUCUAAAAUGACGAAAUAACCGGGAGUGACCUUUUGAACUAAUGGGCGUAAACGUUGACGUACAUGUGCUUUUGAAAGCGCUGACACUGAAGAUACCAGGGUAGUUUGGCUAGUUAAAUUUACAGGAUGUCGGACAGCGAGUCCAUCAAAAAAAUGUUGCGGUCUGUACUCCAGUCCAGCAAGGCAGGCGUGUCUAUUAGCACCCUCCAGUCAGAGUACCGGUCACUGUGCGGAGAGAGCAUCCCGCUGAGGAAGCUGGGCUACUCACAAUUGGAGGACUACCUCAGGAGCAUCCCCUCUGUGGUCCGCCUGGAGCAUCGCAUGGGUGAAAUGAAAUGCUUCGCUGCAGUGUGCCGAGAGACAGCCCACAUCGCUGAGCUGGUGGCCAAGCAGAAGAGCUCCAAGAAAUCUGGCCGCUCGCAAUUCGUGAACUGCAAAAUGAGAUUCAAACCUUCCAACCCAUACAUGCUCAAUGUGAGGCCAAGGUCCUCUCUCCGCCAACCCUCAGCUCAUAGUGCCUCUAACUGGUCAACAAACCGUUCUUGGUCCCGCGGCGGCUGCAGAGGCUUCAGCGCCUCAGGAGAUUACAGAAAGUUGGACCAAAGAUUAAGCUCUACCACCCCGGUGGAACACAGACAACAGGCUCCUCAACCAGCUGUAAAACAGUCUUUCAUGCCUGACAGGAAGGAGAAGAGCUUGGUAAACUGUCAGACACCCAAAGGGACGCUGGACCUUCUUGUGACUCCUGCCGAACAAGUCUCCAGACUCGGCCAAUCCCAGUAUGACGUGGAGCUGGUACAGAACAACAUAACUAAGCUCCUGGAGAAAUACAACAGUGGAUUGUGGAUGUCGAAACUAUCCAAGGUCUACGGUGAAAUGUUCGGUCAGAAGCUACACCCUCAGGCGCUCAUAGAGCUGAAAAAGUGGACACACAUUGUUAUGGUGGAGCAACCUUCCAGCACCAACCGAGCCGACUGCCUUAUCUACCCUCCUCUUCCUCCUAAGCCUUUCCCUAGAAGUAGCGUCCCCAACACACCCCCAACAUCAUCCACCGAUUCUAAUACCAUCACCACAUUCACUUCUUCACGCCCCUCAACACCUGAACAACCUUCCACCCCCCUCCUUCCUACCCCUGUCCCUAAACCUAGAGGUUCCCUAUUGGCUAAAUCCACUUUCGUUUUUCAUCCACAACUUGGUGCUGCCUCUUCAGACAAGAUGUUGCCGUCAGUCACAUUGCGCAGCCCUGCCCGCAACCCAGCUCUUGGUUUGCAACUGCCCCCCCGUGAUUAUCUUGCAGUCAAUGGUGGAUGUAAAGAUAAUAACAAUUUGCCUCCAACUACCCUCAACCAAAACACUCGGCACUUUGCCCCUGCCUGGACUUGCGCUGCAUCAACGAACGCUCCUUCGUUGGCUUCCUCCCUCAAACAUGGCCCUGAAAUGUUACCCCUUUUGAAGGUCACCUUCUCCCCUACCUCUGAUUCUGUCCCUUGUCCUUUAAAAUCGACUGCUGGUCUUGUGUCGGCUGAGGUGCGUGAGAGACUAAAGGAGCUUCUGUCCAAGUAUAGACAAGGUCUUUGGGCCCACGCUUUGCCCAAACUCUUUAUGGACACAUACAAGACACCGUUCCCCGAACAUGUUCUGAACAACUUGUCUCUUUUGCUGGAUAUAUGCACUGUGGAGUACCCUAUGCCGCAUGACAAGAAGAAGGCCAUCCUGUAUAACUCAAGCAUAGCAGACAUGGAAGCCACAUACAGCCAAGAAAUCCAGCAGUGCAGAAGCCGUCCCCUUCCCUCUGGUUUGGAGGUCAUGGGUCCUGUUUUGCCUCCCUGUCUGGUUCUUCCCUCAGAGCAGUACCCCUCUGUGCUGAUUACCGAUGCCAAGGGCAGCAAUGCUGUUACUGUAAGGUAUGUAGGGGAGAACUACUCCAAUGCCCAGGAGGCCAUGGAGGAGGCCAUGCAAUCUUUCUACAGCCAAAGCUCCACCCACCGUCCUCUCUCCAAACCUGUUGUUGGUCAGUUGGUAGCAGUCAGAGGGGAGGAUGGAGAAGAGCUGGCAAGAGCUCAAGUCAUGGAGAUUAUGACCCUUAACAGGUUCAAGGUAUACUAUGUGGACUAUGGCUUCUCUGUGGAAACCAGUGGGACUAAUCUGAUGGAGCUGCACAAAGACUUCCUCUCUCUGCCCUUCCAGGCUAUCAGUGUUAGACUUGCAGGUCUAGAGGCAUUCAGCUCCCAUCCACUGGUGCUGUCCACUUUGGAAAAGUUGGCAGUCGGAAAGAUCCUGCUGAUGGAGACAUUAGAGCCGUGUCAACACAAUGAGACGCCUGUGGCAUUGCUGUACGACACUUCGCAGGCUGAUGACAUUAACAUCAACUCCACCUGCCUGAAGAUUCUCCAGGACGUGACCAUGAACAAUCCUCUGACUGUAAAUGCUACCUAUCAGGAUGUGUGUGUCACAAAUGUGUGUGCAGAUGGUAUAAUCUACUGCCAGCUGCCCUCCAGAGGAACUGCAAGACUCCGCAAGUUACUGGAAGAAACGGAGACCUUCUUCAUCUCCCAGAUGACUUCUGAGUCCCUGGUGUCCAGACCAUUCAGUGGCAAGUUCUGUCUAGCCCGCUACAAAGGAAUGUGGUCCAGAGUGGAGAUCACCAACAUGUACAGCAACAGAGUGAUUGAGAUCCUCUACAUUGACAUGGGUGUCGCAGCAACUGUAGAGGUCACUGAUCUCCGAGAGAUCCCACCUCUUUUUCUCAAGAACUUUACCAUCAUCCCGCCACUGGCUAUCAAAUGUCGCCUGGCUGACGUCACAGUUCCAGAGGGAGACUGGAGUCCAGAGGCCGUUGUGUGGGUGAAGGAGGCUGUCUUGGGCUCUGAAGACUGUAAGAUGAAGAUCUUGAAAUUAGACCAGCGCAAAGGGGACGUACUGGUCUAUAUGUACCUCUUCAUUGGUGCUGACAGUCAGGAGCUGGACAAGAGCAUCAACCAUCAGCUGGCACAGUCAGAGUUGUGGCAGAAACUCACAACACAGAACAACCACAACACAAUUAUUGGCAAAAACAGCAGCGUGGAUACAGUGGAGAAGUUGACUCUGAGCAGCCCGGUCCCAAACCACAUCGUCAAGACCUCAACCCGACCUCUUCACGGAGCAGAGGACUCAUAUUCUGCAGACACGACCACCAAAAUUGGGAUGCAGCCACUUCCGAUGCCCCCCCCUCUGGAAUUCCCCCAGCCUGGUCAGAAUAUGGAUGUGUUUGUGCCUGUGGCCUGCCACCCUGGUUACUUUGUGCUGCAGCCGUGGCAGGACCUGCAUAAGCUGGUGGUGUUGAUGGGGGAGAUGAUCCUCUAUUAUAACCAGACGUUGAAGACCAACUCAGCUCCACACAUCCAGAGAGGAGAGAUCUACGCUGCAAAAAUAGUCAAAAAUUGGCACCGUGUGCAGGUGAAGGGGAUUCUGUCCAAUGGGUUGGUUUCUGUCUUUGAGUUGGACUACGGCAAACAUGAGCUGGUCCGCAGUACUCUCCUCAGGCCUCUGAUAGAGGAAUUCAGACAGCUGCCCUUCCAGGCUAUCGCUGCACAACUUGCUGGUAUGACACCGCAACAUUGGUCAGAGGAGGCCUCCAUGUUAUUCAGGAACCACGUGGAGGAUCGAGCGCUGGUAGCCCUGGUGGAGAGUGUGUCGGAGGUUAAACGUGAGAUGUGGGAACGCAGGUUGACGGUUUACCUGGUGGACACUACAUUGGAGGACAAGGACCUUUGGAUUCACAGCAUCAUGGCCGACAUCAGCGGUGAGCUGUCUUCGGCAGCCUAGGA
Molecule: messenger RNA, 3806 nt
Organism: Perca fluviatilis (European perch)
Lineage: Eukaryota; Metazoa; Chordata; Actinopteri; Perciformes; Percidae
Gene: tdrd7a
Product: tudor domain containing 7 a
Exons: 22
Coding region: 127-3804 (1225 amino acids)
Biological process (GO): spermatogenesis; lens morphogenesis in camera-type eye; lens fiber cell differentiation
Source: RefSeq, a predicted model, not a curated record